AUGUCCGGCUUCUUCCGCAAGGUCGGCGAUUCCGACUCUGAAUCCGACAUCUCCUCGUCCGAGGAGGAGCUCUCUGAGCUCGAGUCCGGAGAUGAGCAACCAAAGACCACUCAGCCUGCCGCCGGUCGCUCGCGCUUCCUGAAGGGUAGCGAUGACGACUCUGACGAUGACUCCGAUGACGACUCGGAUGAAGAGUCGCUGGACUCGGACGACGACGAUGACGAGCCCCGCGCCGACGGCAAAAAGGUGCCCCCCUCUCGUUUCAUGAAGGGUGCCGCUGACAGCGACGACAGUGACUCGGAGGAGGAAGUCAAGAAGGUGGUCAAGUCCGCCAAGGACAAGCGUGUCGACGAUAUGCAGACCAUCGUCAACCACAUCGAGUCCGCCCAAAAGUCGAGCGACUGGACUUCGAUCAACAAGGACUUUGACAACCUCAUGCGUUCCAUCGAGCGUCAGCGCACCCUUAACGAGCAGAUCCCCGCCUUCUUCUACAAAGCCAUCUCUCAGCUUGAUCAGUUCCUCAACGAGUCCGCCGCCAAGGAGAAGGACGCAAAGAAAAAGAUGAAGGCGCCCGUCGCCAAGGCCAUGAACGGUAUGAAGCAAAAGUUGAAAAAGAUCAUCAAGGAGAACGACGAGACCAUCGCCAGAUACCGUUCCGACCCUGAAGGCUUUGAGGCCGCCGCCGAGGCUGCCCAGUCCGCCGCCGCCGCCCCCACCGAAGCAGAGACCGCCAUCUCCAAGGGCAAGAAGGAGCGUCUCGCUGCCGCUCUCGACCCCGAGGCCAACGACGACUUCCAGACCGUCGGUCGCGGUGGCCGUACCGAGACGUUCACUUCCGAAGGUCUCUUUAAGAGUCUCGCUGCCAUCAUGGAAGCCCGUGGUAAGAAGAGCACCGACAAGAACGAGCAGAUCCGCAAGCUCUCCGACCUCUCUGGCGUCGCCGACUCUCCCUACAAGAAGAUCCGCGUCAUCCUCGCUCUCGUUGCCGCCCGCUUCGACUACAACGCAUCGGCCACCGCCUACAUGCCCGUCGAGAUGUGGGACUCGGCACGCAAAGAGAUUAACGAGAUUCUCGCGCUGCUCAGCAAGAACCGCAGCUACGUUGUGCGUGAGGAGACGGAGGACUACGACGACGAGGUGGAGCGCGUCCCCGGUCAGAACGGCGAGAAGGACACCGUUGCCGUGCGCGGCAGCAUCAUCAGCUUUGUCGACCGUCUCGACGACGAGUUCACCAAGAGCUUGCAAAACAUCGACCCUCACACCACCGAAUACGUCGACCGACUGUGCGACGAAAAGAAGCUCUACGAGACCAUCGUGCUCGCACAGGGAUACUUUGAGAGCCAGUCCGAGACCGAGGCCCUCUCGCGCUGCACCAUGCGUCGUCUCGACCACGUCUACGCCAAGCAGGACGUCAUCAUCAAGGCGCUCGAAUCGACGCUCGGCGAGGCCGCCAAGACGUCCGAGUCGAAGCUGUUCCCCCCUGCCUCUCGUGUCGCCGAGCAGGACGGCCCCGCCGUGCUUGUGCGCGCUCUGUGCACUUACCUCUACCAGGCUCGUGGUGUGCAGGCCGAGCGACCACGAACACGCGCCGUCCUCUGCCACAUCUACUUCCAUGCGCUUCACGCCGACUACCACGUCGCGCGCGACAUGUUCUUGAUGUCUCACCUGCAGGACGCCAUCCAGCUCGCCGACGUCGCCACUCAGAUCCUCUACAACCGCGUGGUGGUCCAGAUCGGCAUCUGCGCCUUCCGCAACGGCCUCAUCAAGGAGUCGCAGGUUGCGCUGCAAGAGAUCUUUGCCACGGGGCGUGUCAAGGAGUUGCUCGCACAGGGUGUUCAGAAGCAGAACCAGUUCAGCACGAUCACACCCGAACAGGAGAAGCUCGAGCGUCAGCGUCAGCUUCCCUUCCACAUGCACAUUAACCUCGAGCUGCUCGAGUGCAUCUACCUCAUCUCGUCCAUGUUGCUCGAAGUGCCCAACAUGGCUCUUGCGGGCAACGACCCCGAGCUGCGCAAGCGCGUCAUCUCGCGACCCUUCCGUCGCAUGCUCGACUACACUGACCGUCAAGUGUUUUCGGGCCCUCCCGAGAACACGCGCGACCACAUCAUGCAGGCAUGCAAGGCUCUCCAGAACGGCGACUGCAAGGCGUGCAUCGACCUAAUCGCCGAGAUCAAGAUCUGGAAGCUCCUGCCCGGCUCCGAAGACGUCAAGGCGAUGCUCGCCAAACGCAUCCAGGAGGUCGGACUGCGAACUUAUCUGUUCUCGUACUCUGCCUACUACGAGUCUGUCUCGCUCUCGCACCUGGCAGCGACGUUCGAUGUCGAGGAGAAGUUGGUCAAGGCCAUGGUGAGCAAGAUGAUCUACAACGACGAGUUGGCGGCUUCGCUCGACCCUUCGGCCAACGUGGUUUCGUUCCACAGGCUGGAGCUGACCAAGGUGCAGCAGUUGGCAGCGACGCUCGCUGACAAGGCCAACUCGAUGUUGGAGCAGAACGAGAGGCUGUUGGACGCCAAGCUGGGCGAAGGCAAGGAGCAGAGGAGCGGCGGAGGUACUGGCUGCGUCUACCGACCGCUCCAAGGACUUACACGAGAACCUCGAUGCUGCGGUCUCCAUGGUGAAGUGGAAGACAUGUCGUUCCGUUCGUCAGCUGUGGCUUCUGGUUCAAGAAGCAUCGGUGCAUCUUCUAGCCGCCUGACAUCCGGUCUCACCACUCGCAACGCCGCCGCACCAAUACGACGAGCUGUCUCAUCUCGUCGUCCGACCGAGGCCUUAUUGCUGGCUCAAACUCUUCCACCGAGCUGGCUGCUCCCAUCUCGAGCCUCUUUGCUGAUCCCUCGCAAUCGGUCCUUCUCAUCCACAUCGCAUCCCAACGCACGAGCUCGAUCUUCCACAUCAUCCGACACAGACCUCUCUUAUCCCACCCACCUCACCAACCCGACACCUUACGACAUAUUCCACUUCCCGUCUCGAACCGUCACAUUUUCCGAGAUCAAAUCUCGCUACUACGAUCUAGUCCGAACCUGUCAUCCCGACCGAUUCCCGCAUUCCAGUUCCACCAAAACCAAAGCUUCCGCCGAGGAAGAGUUCAAAUCCAUCAUCUCCGCCUACAACCUUCUCAAAGAUCCCCACACCAAACAGCUCUACGAUCGUGCUGGCAUCGGCUGGAAUUCCUCCACCUCCACUCUUUCCACCAACCCUUCCGAUCUUUGGAAAGAUCAUCGCUACACGCGUCGUUACAACCCUUCCUACACAGGUCCAGGUCACGACCGUUUCGGUUGGCAAAAUCAAACCUUCUACAACCCGCACUUUUCCCCUCACCAUUCCCACCACGGUUCGGCAGGUUGGAACGGCGGUAACGGUCAAUACACCUCGAACGGUAUCUUCAUCACCUCCCUUUUCCUCCUCACCUGGCUACUAGCAGGUCUUCAAUAUUCCAGACUCUCUCUCCAAAGCGCAAAAGCAAUCGAAAGAGCCGACAAGUCACACCUGGACGCUGCAAAGAGUCUCAACGACGCUAGAGAAGCUGCGAGGAGCGAAGAGGGUAGACAGAGAUGGAACGCUUUCCGACGACGCGCAAGGGAACAGAAGGUGAUGGAAGACUUGGAUAGGUUGAGCGGUGGAGAGGGUGAGCAGGGAACGAGUGCGGGAGCAGGCGAGUAUGUGGUGGGAGAGUAUGGAGUUGGUCAUGGUGGCCCUAGUGGGAAAGAGGCUGCACAGGAAAGGUUCGCAAAGGCCAAAACUCAGUUGCCUGCACCCGUCGAUGCUCCAUAG
Messenger RNA from Pseudozyma hubeiensis SY62, 3771 nucleotides. RefSeq lists its product as hypothetical. The record is from RefSeq and is a predicted model, not a curated record. The transcript has 2 exons. Gene Ontology annotation, molecular function: RNA binding; translation initiation factor binding; translation initiation factor activity. Gene Ontology annotation, cellular component: eukaryotic translation initiation factor 3 complex. NCBI's taxonomy places the organism in Eukaryota, Fungi, Basidiomycota, Ustilaginomycetes, Ustilaginales, Ustilaginaceae. Bases 1 to 3771 code for a protein of 1256 amino acids. Gene Ontology annotation, biological process: translational initiation.